Topomyia yanbarensis is the source of this 1637-nucleotide messenger RNA. RefSeq lists its product as uncharacterized. The record is from RefSeq and is a predicted model, not a curated record. Gene Ontology annotation, molecular function: protein binding. The coding region runs from base 85 to 1596 and encodes 503 amino acids. Lineage: Eukaryota; Metazoa; Arthropoda; Insecta; Diptera; Culicidae. The transcript is spliced from 4 exons.
AAAACCUCUUAGCAAAAAACCACUAACGCGCGCGCGCAAACAUAAAACAAACUGAUCUGCCAAAACUAUCCGAUCGACUUAACGAUGAGUGUAAACAAUCUACCGGUGGAGAUCCUACAGGUGAUCUUCCAGUAUCUCCCAGUACGAGAUCGCCUCGUUGCCUCGACGGCCUGUCGCGAAUGGGCACUAACGGCCCUUUCGUGGCCCUGUUUGCAGGAUGUCGUACUAGUCAUCAGAACUUCCACUUGUGGAGAGUCUCUCCCGGAGCUGGAAAACAGCCACAGGCGGUAUCGGAAUGUACGCGUGGACUUCGAUCGUACGCUUGAUCAACUCCAGCUGCAGUGUUUGUUUGAAAUAUUUUCCAGAUUUGGCGAGUUUCUGGAGCGACUGACGAUAGAUUGGUGUGUGGAUGAUACCCCGAUUGAUUUACAUGUUCUCUUAGCGUUUCUAAGGAAGACUCCUACGCUGAAAGAGCUGCAGGUAUAUGACAAAGAUCAAUUAUCUGAUUCUGAAUCAAUGAACUUGUUUGAAAUACCGGUUCUGCGGCAGUUAGAGGAUGUAACCUUGCCGGUUGGCGUUAUGGACACUGUUGAGUUCGAUUUGGUCAAACUGGCGCCCAACGUGAAGCACGUCGAUGUUGAGUUCUGUGGGAAGCAUCCCUGGGAAGCGAUCAAGACGUUGAAUGAAAAGCUACAAACUCUUAGUAUCCGUACAGAAACCAAAAAUAAUUUCAGACAGCUUUGGGCGUUGAAGCCGGAUAAGCUGCAGGAACUUUUUCUAAUAAGACGUGACUGUGAUCUACUCCCUCCAGAUGAUGUAACAGUUCCAUAUGCCAUACAUUUCUUUCCGAAAUGUUCUAAAUUAACUGCACUUAGACUCGAAUUGAACGUUCCAUUACCUGUUUUAGAAGUCAUAGCUAGAUGCUGCCCGCACCUGAAAGCGCUCUUAGUUUACGAACACGAUGAUGGGUGGCAGUUACUAACAAUUAUACAGCAGUUUAUCAAACUAGAGAGCUUGACAAUAUCAGAAACGUUUUUCGAUCAUUACUACGGAAAAAGUGAAGAUUUAUGUUUACCAGGUCUCAAGAACUUGGAACUGUAUGCACCGGAUUUAGCGAACGCAAAUCAGUUCUUCAUUCAGUUGGAUAGUAUUAUGCCAAAGUUAACCGCGUUGCAGCUGAUACACUACAAUAAAAUAUGUGAAGAAUACUACGAUAAGGUUGUUCUGCAGGCCUUAUUUCGAUCAAAAUUACGGAGGUUAGAAAAGUUAAUGCUGUUCGAGGGUGGCUCUGACUUUCCUUCCCAUCUCUUAAGUCAACUUAAUCUUUUACCCAAUUUGAAAGAACUGAGAAUUGUUUACCACACUCUUAUGCCUUGGAGUCGGUCUGCGACUAUACCGGGUAUUCGAGUGUUUGCGGUAAAUGUUCCGCUGAGCAACUUCCAACUGCGUGGUCUACUGAGGCUUUUUCCAUCGCUAAUUAGAUUGGAGUUGUUGGAACACAAGGAUUCGCCUUUGUGUUUAGAAGAACUACGCAGGAUUAUGCCACAAUGUGAUUUUGUUAUUAGGGCGGUACCUUUUAUAGAAAAAUGGAUUUAAGCUGUCGUAGAUUGUACGUUAAACAUUCUAGAAAUACAUUG